UAUGAUAGGGGAGACGAGGGGAAGGGGGGGCUAUUUCUAUCUCUCUGUCUGUCUGCCUGUCUGUUUCUAUUCUCCAGUCCAGAGCGUCUUUUCGCUCUCUCUUAAUAAAAUAGAGAAAAGAGUGAUAAUAAUUAAAUAUUUUUUUAUUAUAUCGAUCAUAUAUGUUAGAUACCUAUACCUUUCCUCUUACUUACAUCAUACUCAAACCUCCAUCUAUUUAUUCUCGCUUUAUUGCCGCAUCCAUUUUCCCAAGAUGCCCACAACGUCGAAACUUAUGCUAAUGUUUGCCCUGGGCAAACUCUGCCCUGUCUUUCUCUCUCUCGGCCGCUAAGUCCACCGACUACCAUCAUCCGAUCCUGGUAUUGUACAAUACGUUAAAUCGUACCUCUCAUAAUUCCAAAAGUGACAACCCUUUAGGAGUCAUAACCUAUGUUAGUCACUUAAAGACGCAGGCUCUAUAUUCAUCCGAUUCGUUCCUACGGCCCGGCAAGAUGAGGGAACACUACAACAUCACCUCUGGAUAACGGUUGACCAAGUAAUUCCCAAGUAAUUCCCAAAUAAUUUCCAAGUCCUUCGAUAAAAGCCCGAGGCAUGCCAAGACUUCAAAAGUUCCCGCAACUCCGGAUACCUAACUCUCACCUAAGGUCGCCACAAAGAGGGUUCUGGACCAUACCUAUUUGAAGAAAAACCCCGCGGUCACAACAUGCAAAAGUUACCUACUUACCUUUAAAUUUAGUCUUUAUUGCGAUCCAUCUGUAUUUGCCAAGUAAUUCUUGCUGUUAGCUGUAACUCAACGCUUACCCAAAAAGAAUUCGCAGAUUUCUACGAGUUGCCUAAUUAGGAAGUUUGUUUAACUGGCCGUCAUCUAAGAGCAAUCUUAAGAAGAGAGGACUCGAGAGAAGAUAAUUCUUUGAACACGAAGAAAAAUAAAAUAGCAGUACUAAUGUUCAUAAUAAAAUAAACCACAACAAUAAUAUAAAACGAUAGAGGAACAAACGAGCGCCACGUGGUAGGGGAAUCAGCAGAU
Molecule: messenger RNA, 1027 nt
Organism: Daldinia caldariorum
Lineage: Eukaryota; Fungi; Ascomycota; Sordariomycetes; Xylariales; Hypoxylaceae
Exons: 1
Source: RefSeq, a predicted model, not a curated record